This is a messenger RNA of Lactuca sativa (garden lettuce), 2015 nucleotides long. Its product is annotated as ketol-acid reductoisomerase. Lineage: Eukaryota; Viridiplantae; Streptophyta; Magnoliopsida; Asterales; Asteraceae. Gene Ontology annotation, cellular component: chloroplast; mitochondrion. The record is from RefSeq and is a predicted model, not a curated record. Gene Ontology annotation, biological process: L-valine biosynthetic process. Gene Ontology annotation, molecular function: ketol-acid reductoisomerase activity.
UAUUAGCCCCCAUUGCAUAUAAGUAGGGCUACAGCAAAGCUCCAGCUUACCUCUUCAGCCGUUUCUCCUCGUCUAUUACACGAUAAUGGCGGCGGCGGCAACAACCUCUUUCUCAACCUUGGCACCUACCGCUUCGUCGUCGGCAGCAUCGGCUUCUCUCAAGCUCGCCCCCCAAACCCUAGGGUUUAAUGUCGGCUUUCUGUCUUCCAAAACUUCCUCCAAAUCCCUCAAAGCCCGCUCUAAUGGCAGUUCUGGAUCUGCUCUUGGGGCUCGGAUGGUUUCUGCCCCAGCGAUAACUAAGCCUCCGACGCUGCUUGAUUUUGAAACAUCUGUUUUCAAAAAGGAGAAGAUUAACCUUGCCGGUUAUGAUGAGUAUAUCGUGAGAGGAGGAAGAGAUUUGUUCCAUUUGUUGCCUGAUGCCUUUAAAGGUAUCAAACAGAUUGGGGUUAUUGGAUGGGGUUCUCAGGGUCCUGCACAAGCUCAGAAUCUUAGGGAUUCCCUUGUCGAAGCAAAAUCUGACAUCGUAGUGAAGAUUGGAUUACGAAAGGGUUCAAGCUCGUUCAACGAAGCUCGUGGUGCUGGUUUCUCUGAAGAAAACGGAACUCUCGGAGACAUUUAUGAAACCAUCUCCGGCAGUGACCUGGUUCUGCUCUUGAUAUCCGAUUCAGCUCAGGCUGAUAACUAUGAGAAAAUCUUCUCACACAUGAAACCAAACAGCAUCCUAGGACUUUCCCAUGGAUUCCUUCUUGGACACCUUCAAUCAGCUGGACUUGAUUUCCCCAAGAACAUAAGCGUGGUUGCCGUUUGCCCUAAGGGCAUGGGUCCAUCAGUAAGGAGACUGUAUGUUCAAGGAAAAGAGAUCAAUGGAGCUGGAAUCAAUGCCAGUUUUGCAGUUCAUCAGGAUGUUGAUGGAAGAGCCACUGAUGUUGCACUUGCAUGGUCUGUUGCCCUUGGUUCUCCUUUUACAUUCGCCACCACACUUGAACAGGAGUACAAGAGUGACAUAUUCGGGGAAAGAGGUAUUUUACUUGGUGCUGUGCAUGGUAUUGUGGAGUCUUUGUUUAGAAGGUAUACAGAAGGUGGUAUGAGUGAAGAUUUGGCUUACAAAAAUACAGUUGAAUGCAUCACUGGGAACAUAUCAAAGACAAUCUCAACUCAGGGAAUGAAAGCUGUGUAUGAGUCAUUAACAGAAGAAGGCAAGAAAGAAUUCUUAACAGCAUACAGUGCCUCAUACUACCCUUGCAUGGACAUUUUAUACGAGUGCUAUGAAGAUGUAGCAAGUGGCAGUGAGAUAAGAAGUGUUGUGCUAGCUGGACGUCGAUUUUAUGAAAAAGAGGGAUUACCAGCUUUCCCCAUGGGGAAAAUCGACCAGACCCGUAUGUGGAAGGUCGGUGAACGGGUCCGUGCUAGCCGACCCGCGGGUGAUUUGGGUCCGUUGUAUCCCUUCACAGCAGGUGUCUAUGUUGCACUGAUGAUGGCACAGAUUGAGGUGUUGAGGAAGAAGGGGCACUCAUACUCUGAGAUUAUCAAUGAAAGUUUGAUUGAGUCUGUGGAUUCUUUGAACCCGUUUAUGCAUGCGCGAGGUGUGUCGUUUAUGGUGGACAACUGUUCGACAACUGCAAGGUUGGGGUCGAGGAAGUGGGCCCCACGGUUUGACUAUAUUUUGACCCAACAGGCUUUGGUGGCGGUUGACAAUGGGAGCCCGCUUAACCAGGAUCUGAUUAGCAACUUCUUUGAGGACCCGGUUCAUGAAGCGGUUAAGGUGUGUGCUGAGUUGAGACCAACAAUUGACAUAUCGGUGCCUGUUGAUGCUGAUUUUGUGAGACCCGAGUUGCGACAAGCGAGCAACUAGGUCAAGGUGGGCCCAUGUAUGGUUCAUAUAUUUCAUAUCAAGGUAUGGUUCUAGUUUUAUUAUGUGUUUUGUAGAAUGUUUGUGUUUUUUUUUCGAUGGAUGUUGUGAUGGAUUUUGUUGAAUUUUGUAAUAAUGGAAGUGGUCCAGAGUUGGGUUUUUUUUU